GGCGGGUGGAAGUAGCGCGCAUGCUCGCGCGGCCGAACUCCCUCUCAGUAAUAAGACACACAGACACACACUCUAACACAGUGAGAAAGAGAGAGAGAGGGAGGGGGGAGUGUGUGUGUGUGUGUACAAUGUCCGCCAUCGGCGGGGGUUCUGGCUCCACUCUCCCAGUAAACAGCCGCAGCGACUCUGCUGUUUGUGCGGAGCGGCUGUGAGGGCUGUGGCUCUCCGCCUGCCCCCCCCCCCCUCCCACCCCCGUCCCCUGCUCCACUCUGCUCCUCUCCCAGUGAGUGAGGAUGGCCGCCUCGGCUGCCGCUGUUCAGGUUAAGCUGGAGCUAGGCCAUCGGGCCCAGGUUCGCAAGAAACGCACGGUUGAAGGUUUCACCCACGACUGGAUGGUGUUUGUCAGGGGGCCAGAGCACAGCAACAUUCAGCACUUUGUGGAGAAAGUCGUCUUUCACUUGCACGACAGCUUUCCCAGACCCAAGCGGGUGUGCAAGGAUCCACCAUACAAAGUGGAAGAGUCGGGGUAUGCUGGUUUUAUAAUGCCGAUUGAAGUGUAUUUCAGAAACAAGGAAGAGCCCAAGAAGGUACGCUUUGAUUAUGACUUAUUCUUGCAUCUUGAGGGACAUCCACCUGUAAAUCAUCUCCGUUGUGAAAAACUCACCUUCAACAAUCCAACUGAAGAAUUCCGUCGAAAAUUGCUGAAAGCAGGAGGGGAUCCAAAUAAGAGCAGCUCUAACAGUUUCUCGAAGUCCCACAAACCCAUGAAAGAGCACAAAGACAAACCAUCUAAAGACUCAAAAGAGCACAAAAGUGCCUUCAAAGAACUUUCCAGGGAACACAGUAAAACUUCCAAAGAGUCCUCAAAGAAACCCAAAGAAAACAAACCACUAAAAGAUGAGAAAACUGUUCCUAAGACGGCAUUUAAGGAACCAAAACCAAUGUCAAAGGAGCCAAAAUCAUUGGAAAAUAGUGUGGUAAGUGGAAGUGGAGGCAUUCAGCAGGAUGUUAAGACUCUGAUGAAGCGGCCCGCUAAUACAGACACUGAUGAACUUAUAGCUAAGAAGAAAAAGAAAAGCAGCUCUGAAUUUUUGUUUAGAAGCUUUUCCAGUGCUUCUCCACAGCCACUUUCUUCUGAAAAGAAACUCAAUAAGGACAGACCUCAAGUUAAGAUGACAAAAAUCAAAAUAGAAAGUGAAGUGAUAGAGAAAAAGAAGCCAAAUUUACCACCAUUUGAAGAUAUUGUCGAUCCAGAUGACUCUGCAGGAGACGAUGAUACGUCUUCUAAAUCUGAGUCUCAACAGCCAAGUCCUGCUGGUUCUAGUUCCAGUUCAAGUUUUACACCAUCUCAAAACAAUAGACAAGGUCCUCUGAGAUCUAUAAUGGAAGAUCUCCAUUCUGAAGACAAUGAAUCAGACGAAGAUGAAAAUGGAAAUGUGUCUGAUGUAGAGAUAUCACUAAAUACUCACUGUGGAAGCAGAGGACACAGAAUGAGCUUGAGUGAUGGAAGUGACAGUGAGAACAGUGGCAGCUCUACCCCACCCAGAAAUGAAGCACCUCCAAUACUAAAAGCCAGCAACAGCAAUAACCAGGUGUUAGAAGUCAAAAGCCCAUUAAAGCAAAGCAAACCUGAGAAAGCAAUAAAGAAUGGUGAAUAUGACAAGGCAUAUCUGGAUGAGUUGGUUGAACUUCAUAGAAGGCUUAUGACACUUCGUGAACGGCAUAUACUACAACAGAUUGUUAAUCUAAUAGAAGAGACUGGACAUUUUCACAUCACAAACACAACGUUUGAUUUUGACCUUUGCUCACUGGAUAAAACCACAGUUCGCAAACUGCAGAGUUACCUGGAAACUUCGGGAGCUUCCUGAGGGGAAAAAAUGAAACCCGCAGCCAGAAGCUGGAGACUAGAACUUUCAGUGAUGCAGCCCAUGUGACUAGCCCUAUAGAGCGACUUACUGCAGCUUUUUUUUCCAGCCAGACAUGCUUCUCGACCCUUAACAUGUUGUAGGGGUGAGUAAAUGCAGAGAGAUUCGACAGAUCCUGAUCAGCCUGACGAAAGCGCUAGGAAUGUUGGACUGUGAGAUCCAUCAUCUCCUUUACCUUCCAUCCCUGGAUACUUGCUCUUUACGUAUCUGUGUGGUGUCCAAGUUCACAUGGCAAAUGAUGCAUGUGCAACACUGCCUUAGUACACAACUGAUCUAUUUAUUGAAGUAAACUGAAAAAUAUUCUUGGAUCUUUGGAACAACACUACCAGACAUUGAGCACUCGGUUCACAUUUAUGACCAUGGCUUGUGAAUGCAGUAGGAGUCAUUCACCAGAUGAAUUUAUCUACUGGUGAAUUUAUCUACACUUUUAAUUUUCUUUUGUAAACUAGCUGCGAUAGUAGGGACACUAUAUGUGACUACACAAAAUGUAGCCUUAGUAAUUGAAAACUGUAGUGCUUUAAAAUCUAUUGUGCACUGUUCUUUGAAAUGUUACCAGCUUUCUUUUAAUUAGUGAUCAAUCAGGAUGAAUUUUAUCUGCAUAAUCUGACAAACAGAUUUUCUCUUUUCUGGAUUGAUUCAGACUUUAAUCGGGAAUAGGAUUUUUUUGGUGAGUGUAAUUUUCCUCAACUUUCUCAUGUCCGCUGCAUCUUUGUUCUUGCACACUUUGGUCACCCAUAAGUAAAACUGCGUCUCCUGUUUUGUUCACAUUGGUUCUCUGGUACAAACCUGUCUGCACCCUCUUGUUGCUUAAUCCCACGGUCAUACAGGCUCACACAACCAACUGAUGGCGUACGGAAGAGAGCUCUUACCAACCAGACUGGUUGAUCACUAGUUUAAAGCUUCUGGCAUUUCAGAUGUAUUUAAAUUUUUUUUAAUAAGAAGACUCUAUGUGGGAUUGUCUGAAAUAUUCUGUUGCCAAUUUUCUGUAAGUUUGUUGUAGAAAAUUCUUGAUUUGGGAUUAAUUAUUUAUUUGAAAUGCACCCUUCACUGCCAAGUCUGUUUUUGCUGUCUUUACCAUUCUGGUAAGGUGUCCAAGCAUUUCUGUCCAUCCUUUUGGAUAGGUUUUUCUUUAAUAAUACAUUGCUUCAGAGGAGUCUUUUUUGAGGAGACCUUAACUGUUAUUUUCAGUCCAAAGAGGGGAUGAGUUUUUAGUACUUUUUUUUAUUACCGAAGAUUCAGAAGUCGCUUCCAGCAGAACAAGUGUACUUUCCAAUGAUAAUGAGGUUCAAAUAAGUCAUUGUGUCCAUUACUUGAAAUGUUACCUUGUUAGUAUACUUUUAAUGUGCAAUUCAUAUCAGAAGAAAUGGACUUUUUUUUAAAUAAGAAAUAGGGGAAAAGAAAACUUGAUUUCAUGUAUGUAAUGUUCAGUGUAUGUUUUCAGUUGCCAUUACAAUUUGAUUUUUGUUGUGUACAUGGUAAAACCCACAAGUUCUUUCUAGGAGAAGAAAAAUCUCUACCAAUCCUCAGAGGUUUAACUUGGUACUUUGAGUCCCCUUUAAUUUAAUGUAGUUGUUUGGUCCAUCUUAAUUGUUGUGGCUAAAUUAUGUGGUACAGCUCCUUUAAAUUUUUAAAAGCUAUUUUACUAAAUUUGAAUGCGACUCAGUCCUUUUGAUUCCAUCCAAUGCAUUCUUUAUUUGAAUAUACUCUGAACAUCCAGAUGUUAAAAGGCAAUGCAGUGAAAACAGUUGCCUUUUUUAGUAGGACUGGCUUAGGGAAAGAGGGUUGGUUUCAUUGCGUGCUUCGAAGGGAAAAUAUAUGGUAUUAGAACAUUAAUGGUUUAAACCAAAUAUGUUUCUUUGUAAUCAAAUCAGGAUGGAAAUGAAUUGGUCUAUGGUACUGCUCAAAUGUGGGACACCAGUCUUAAAUCUUUUUUGCAAAAGGCAUGUACAUGAAGUAAACUUAACAUUUCAGCUUGAAUCUUGAGCAAAACAUGUUACAAUGUUGAGUCUCCCACUAUAUUUAAUUAGAACAAGUGUCACACUCCCAAAACAAUUUUUUGCAUUAUCUUUUCCAUCACUUUUUUGUAUUUAGAGUACAAAAUAAAUCCUCUUUUCCAAAUAACUGACAAUUGUGUAUAUACUUUCUGUAGUUGAAUGGUAAUGUUUCCUCUGAGGUAUCUAUUUGUUUGGGCUAUGUGCCAGUCAUCUCUGUAGCUAUAUUAGAUUGUGACU
Molecule: messenger RNA, 4156 nt
Organism: Pristis pectinata (smalltooth sawfish)
Lineage: Eukaryota; Metazoa; Chordata; Chondrichthyes; Rhinopristiformes; Pristidae
Gene: mllt3
Product: MLLT3 super elongation complex subunit
Exons: 11
Coding region: 294-1868 (524 amino acids)
Biological process (GO): regulation of DNA-templated transcription
Cellular component (GO): super elongation complex
Source: RefSeq, a predicted model, not a curated record